Striga asiatica is the source of this 1785-nucleotide messenger RNA. The record is from the annotation of a GenBank genome assembly. Lineage: Eukaryota; Viridiplantae; Streptophyta; Magnoliopsida; Lamiales; Orobanchaceae.
AUGGCUGCUCAAGUAAACUUAGAUGUUCCCACUUGUCUUGUCAAGGAGCCCGUGAUAAGCCACGAUAAUCCCAUUAGUUAUAAAUCCGAUAGGAUUAGAGGGAUUUUCUUGACGUGGAAGGAUUUGUGGGUGACUGUGCCGGAAAAGGCGAUGGCCGUGGUGGAAGGGCGGCGGCCCAUACUAGCGGGAGUCACCGGCUAUGCCGAGCCAGGGGAGGCCUAUGUGACUCAAGACGACACGCUAAUGACAACCUUAACCGUACGAGAAGUCGUUCACUACUCGGCCCAGCUCCAACUACCGGACUCCAUGUCCAAGCCCGAUAAGAGAAAACGGGCCGAGCAGACAAUAAAUGAAAUGGGCCUACAGGACGCGAUCGACACUAGAAUUGGGGGGUGGAGUGUGAAGGGGCUUAGCAGCGGACAAAAGAGACGGGUAAGCAUUUGCAUAGAGAUCCUGACUCGGCCCAAACUACUCUUUCUGGACGAGCCCACGAGCGGCUUGGACAGCGCGGCUUCUUACCACGUCAUGAGCCGGAUAAUCAAACUUGCGAGACAAGACAAAAGGACAGUUGUUGUCUCUAUUCAUCAGCCAAGUGGGGAGGUCUUUGAGCUUUUUCACAAUUUGUGUCUUUUGUCAUCUGGGAAGAUGGUCUACUUUGGUUCUGCUUCGGCAGCAAAUGAGUUUUUUGCCUCAAAUGGUUUUCGAUGUCCAUCCAUGAGAAAUCCAUCAGACCACUACCUCAGGACUAUAAACAAGGACUUCGAUGCCGAUAUCGAACAAGGAUUUCAUGGUAUGAUAACCGCAACUGAAGCCAUUGAUUUUCUUGCCAAGUUGUACACCUCGUCCGGGGCUAAUCGCCAAGUACAACAACGACUACACCAUAUCAUGGACUUGAAGAAUAGAGAACCACUGGAGAUCAUGAAGGAGAAGCAUGCUGGAUUAACUACACAAUGUCUUGUUCUGACUCGGAGAUCUUUUGUGAACAUGUAUCGUGAUUUGGGUUAUUACUGGCUUCGUCUAGCUAUAUACAUUGCAGUAUGCGUGUGCGUGGGGACAAUAUUUCACAACAUUGGCUAUAGUUACAGUUCCAUCCAGGCAAGAGGCUCAAUGUUGAUGUUUGUGGCUGCAUUCUUGACCUUUAUGGCCAUUGGUGGCUUCCCUUCUUUUGUGGAGGAAAUGAAAAUUUUCUCGCGUGAGCGAUUGAACGGCCACUAUGGCGUGGCCCCAUUCGUGGUUGGGAACACACUAUCCUCCAUCCCCUACUUGCUAUUGAUUUCGGUUGUGCCGGGCCUAAUAGCCUACUACUUGGUCGGCCUCCAGAAGAGCUUUGACCACUUCGCCUACUUUGCGUUGCUCUUGUUCGCGUGCAUGAUGUUGGUCGAGAGCCUGAUGAUGAUUGUGGCUAGCAUCGUGCCCAAUUUUCUCAUGGGGAUCAUAACUGGUGCAGGUCUCCAGGGCAUGAUGAUGCUAUGUGGAGGGCUUUUUCGACUGCCGAACGAUUUGCCGGUGCCAUUUUGGAGGUACCCGAUGUACUACAUUGCGUUUCACAAGUACGCAAAUGAAGGGUUUUAUAAGAAUGAGUUUGAGGGAUUGAAGUUUGAAGAGGGAGUUGGAUGUGGAGGGAUGUCAAGGAGUAUUAGUGGGGAUGAGAUAUUGAGGAGUGUUUGGCAAGUUGAGAUGGGAUACUCCAAGUGGAUUGAUGUAUCCAUCUUGUUUGGCAUGUUGGCUUUCUAUAGGAUUAUGUUUUUUGCUAUAAUAAAAUGUGUGGAGAAGAUUAAGCUAUGA